Prorocentrum cordatum is the source of this 785-nucleotide messenger RNA. The record is from the annotation of a GenBank genome assembly. Lineage: Eukaryota; Dinophyceae; Prorocentrales; Prorocentraceae.
CCCGAUUCCUUUUGGACAUGGAAGCGCUCGCAAGCCUGCUGCUAUCGAAGCCGCUGCCGCCGAGGGCCUGGGACAGCAAAAAGAACACCCCGCUCGGCGGGUGCGGGCGGCCGGAGCAGGCGACGAGCGGCAGGCGGCCGAUGCGGUGAGGCCCCGCUGCGGGUGGGAGCCGUGGGGGUCCCGAAACGGCGCGGCGACAGACCGCGCGGUGGCCGUGGGCUCCCGAGAGCAAGGGCGCCGAAGAUUCGCGCGUCGCGCGGCGCGAGCUGUCGCGCCAGCCCCCCGUGGAGAAGAGGAGGAAUCGGAGCCGACCGGCGAAGCGCGAACUCGGAAACAGGCCGACCCCUUGGGUCCCUGGCCUGAGAGAUGGGAGACAGAGCUUGGGCCAACAUUGCCACCUGCAGUGGUGGCCAGGAGGAAGGCGAUCAAAACACACACACGUUGGAUGCCUGCACAUGCCAGCUUGCUCUGAGUCGCGCGCACCCGAAAUCAGAUCGACGGCAGCUUCCCGAAGAGGGCUGGGCGCCCCCGAGAAAAAUACAGAAUGAUGUGAACAAUCCCGCCACACAUUGUCCUGGCUACCACGAGUGCAGCAUCCCCUGCACGAGCUCGAACACGGGCAGCUUCGCCGCAUUCUUUGGAAGGGCCAUGACGCAGGUCAGCAGCAGCCCCCGGUAGAGGCUCGCCGCCCCCGCCGAGCGCACGGACUGGCGCAGGCAAUCCCAGGACCCGGCGUACCUCGGCGCUUCCAGCGAGUCGGCGUGCAGCCGGCUCUUAAUGGUGUC